GGCCUAAUGCUGUCUUCAUGACCAACCCUCUGGACGUGGUGAGCGAAGGGGUGGUCCUGCAGCGUCUGUGCAGUGAGUCGGUGCUGUUGAUUCGUCGGGAGGAUGUGCUGCAGAGAUGGACAGCUGACGCCGCACUGUCUGCACUGACACGGGGCCAAUCUGACCCACGCUGGAGCAGUCUGGAUGUGGACGGCCAAAUUAGGCAGAUGUGCUGUGAGGAAGAGUGUGAGGAUGAAGACCAGCCCAAGAUGAGCCACAUCGUUAUCCCAGCAGCGUACCAUUCUGGCGUCACACUCUUUGCCCUGAGAGAUUCUGAUGUGGGCCAGGAGCUUCUCCACACCCCCGAUCUUCCCCUGCUGUGAGUGGACACCCAUUAUUUAUCCCGUCUGGGAACACGUCUCUGACCUGCCUGUACUGUGUCAGGAUGGCACCUGGCCCUGCUGGGACCAGGCAUGCCCCUCUCCUGACCUGCCUGUACUGUGACGGAAGUGUGUUUCUUACUGAUGUUGUUGGGAUUCUGACUCGUGAUGAAGGUGCACAGGACUUAUGACCCACAGAACUGAUCUACAUGUUGAAACCACGAACACAUAUGACUCUGUAAAUAUUCAUAAGCAGAAGCGGGCAGAGUCUUGGAUCUGUCAGAUCUGUUUCUUUCAGGAACAUUCAUUUGAAAAAAAGUUACCAACUUUGAACCAUUGAGCUUUCUGCAGUACCCAUUUUUAUUUUUUAACUAAUGGUAAAGGUGCCAGAAUCAGUUCUUAAAUGAGGUUCUGGGUGAAUUAAGGUCCAUUAAUAGCCAUACUGGACUUCAUCAGGUAAUGGUACAGGGUCCUGUAAGAGAUCAUUUUUUCAAGCCCACCUUUGGCUUUUCCUGUUUCCAUCUUCAUCAUACAAGAUGGUGAAAUGCUUCUAAUCAACAGAAAUAACAAGACAUUCUGUACCCUUUCUACGCUGAGGUUGACCAUUGAUUACCUAGUUUUCAUCUUCUGAACUGUGUGACAUUCAUUCACAGCUAAUAUUUCAGUAGGCUGAACUUUGGACCAGAAAUUUACUGUCACAAGGCUCCCGGUAUCACCUCCCUAAUAUUUUAAUACUAAAAAUGAUUUUUUUUAAAACUGC
Messenger RNA from Megalops cyprinoides (Indo-Pacific tarpon), 1119 nucleotides. RefSeq lists its product as uncharacterized. The coding region runs from base 18 to 362 and encodes 114 amino acids. The transcript has 3 exons. Lineage: Eukaryota; Metazoa; Chordata; Actinopteri; Elopiformes; Megalopidae. The record is from RefSeq and is a predicted model, not a curated record.